AUGCUCAGGUGCAGCUCGGCGGCGCAUCCGGUGCGCGCACAGGCUCUCCGGCGCCUGGCUGCUCGUCCCGGAGCAGCGGCGGCGCGACGCUAUGCGACAGAGAUCGAGCCCGAGAGGCCCAAGCCGCCGCGGCAGGGCAAUGAGGCAAAGCUGGGGAGGUCGUUCCAGGGGCAGGUCAUGGGCAGCAUUGGCGCGCGGCUGAGGCGCGAGCGGGAGCAGAGGGAGCAGUACGAGAAGUGGAGGGACAUGAACGACCCGGCGAGGAACUGGAUGAUUACUUUCUUCUUCUUAUCGAGCGUCGGCAUUGCCUACUGGCUGGGCACGUACUGGCCGCGGGACCCCGAGCCGACGUCGACGCUGCCGCUGUCCAAGGUGCGGCCGCUGACGCACAACAUCAAGCUGGAGAACAUGCAGGCGGCGUGGGCCGACUUUGUCAAGAUCGUGGGCAAGGAAAACGUCUCGACGGACGAGGACCAGGUGAGCGCGCACGCGACGUCGGACUGGUCGACGCACAACGCGGGGCCGGACGAGCGGCCGUUCUGCGUCGUGUAUCCGGGCUCGACGGAGGAGGUGGCCGAGGUGAUGAAGGUGUGCCACCAGCGGCGGAUCCCGGUCACGGCCUACAGCGGCGGCACGAGCCUGGAGGGCCACUUCACGCCGACGAAGAAGGGCAUUUCGAUUGACUUUGGGCGGAUGGACAAGGUUCUCGCCUUGCAUGAGGAUGAUUUGGACGUGGUUGUGCAGCCGGCCGUUGGCUGGGAGGAGCUGAACAACAUGCUCUCGGACAAGGGCCUGUUCUUCCCUCCGGACCCGGGGCCAGGGGCCAUGAUUGGGGGCAUGGUUGGGACGGGAUGCAGCGGGACGAACGCUUACAGAUACGGCACGAUGCGGGAGUGGGUGCUGAGCUUGACGGUCGUCAUGGCGGACGGCACCAUUGUCAAGACCAGGCAGCGGCCCCGCAAGAGCUCUGCCGGCUACGACCUCACCAAGCUCUUCAUCGGCUCCGAGGGCACCCUCGGCCUGGUGACGGAGGCUACUCUCAAGCUGACGGUGAAGCCCGAGUCGACGAGCGUUGCCGUUUGCUCGUUCCCCACGAUCCACCACGCGGCCACCUGCGUGAGCAAGGUCGUCGGAAAGGGCAUCCCCGUGGCCGCCGUGGAGAUUCUCGACGACGUCCAGAUGAAGUGCAUCAACGCCUCGCAGGCGACGUCGCGCACGUGGCACGAGGCGCCCACGCUCUUCUUCAAGUUUUCCGGCACGCCGCUGGGCGUCAAGGAGCAGGUUGCGCAGGUGCAGGCGCUGGCGUCGCAGGCGGGCAGCAGGACGUUUGAGUUUGCCCGCAGCGAGGCCGAGCGCGAGGAGCUGUGGAGCGCGCGCAAGGAGGCGCUCUGGAGCACCAUGGCGAUGAAGAAGGAGGGCGAUCGGGUGUGGACGGGGGACGUGGCCGUGCCGAUGAGCAGGCUGCCGGACUUGAUUGAGGAGACCAAGGCGGAUAUCCAGAGGAGCGGGCUGUUUGCGUCGAUUGUCGGGCAUGUGGGGGAUGGAAACUUUCACACUAUUCUGUUGUAUAACGAAGCGCAGCGAAAGAAGGCUGAGACGGUUGUUUCACGGAUGGUGAAGCGGGCUGUUGAGCUCGAGGGCACAGUCACGGGAGAGCACGGCGUUGGCCUGGGUAAGAGGGAUUACCUACCUCACGAAUUGGGUCAGACCACGGUGGACGCGAUGCGCCAGAUUAAAAAGGCGUUUGAUCCAUUGUGCUUGUUGAAUUGCGACAAGGUGAUUCGUACGGUGAAGCCCAAGAGCGGCGAGGUCAAGGAGUGGUGA
Trichoderma citrinoviride is the source of this 1824-nucleotide messenger RNA. RefSeq lists its product as hypothetical. Gene Ontology annotation, molecular function: D-lactate dehydrogenase (NAD+) activity; D-lactate dehydrogenase (cytochrome) activity; FAD binding. NCBI's taxonomy places the organism in Eukaryota, Fungi, Ascomycota, Sordariomycetes, Hypocreales, Hypocreaceae. Bases 1 to 1824 code for a protein of 607 amino acids. The transcript is spliced from 5 exons. Gene Ontology annotation, biological process: lactate catabolic process. The record is from RefSeq and is a predicted model, not a curated record. Gene Ontology annotation, cellular component: mitochondrion.